CGGAGGCGGGGCGGGCAGGCUGGAAGCUAGUCCUGGCCCCAAGUGGACCCCCCCCUUCGGCCGUGCUGCCGGCGGGGGCCAGCCGCCGCCGCCCCCAGCCCGCGACCCCGCGGCGCAGCCCAGGCGGCGGAGAGGCUGUCCUCGCUGAGGAGGGCUGGGAGGGCGCGGGCGGCGAGCGGGCGGCCCGCGAGCGGCCUUCACGCCGUCCCCUUCGCCGCCGCCUUCUGCUCGCCUCUCGCCGCCGUGCAUUUCUUCCUUUUCCUUUGUCUCUUCCCCCCUGGCGGGUGUGAGGAUUGUUGGUGAACAAAAGUGCAGCCUCAAGAUGGCUGAUGGCAACGAGGAUCUGCGGGCGGACGACUUGCCGGGGCCAGCCUACGAGGGCUAUGAGUCCAUGGAGCUCGCCUGCCCGGCCGAGCGCAGCGGCCACGUAGCGGUGGGCGACGGGCGCCACAUGUUCGUCUGGGGCGGCUACAAGAGUAAUCAAGUCAGAGGAUUAUAUGACUUUUAUCUGCCUAGAGAAGAACUGUGGAUCUACAACAUGGAGACUGGAAGAUGGAAAAAAAUUAACACGGAAGGAGAUGUUCCUCCUUCCAUGUCAGGAAGCUGUGCUGUGUGUGUAGACAGGGUGCUCUACUUGUUUGGAGGACACCAUUCAAGAGGCAAUACAAAUAAGUUCUACAUGCUGGAUUCAAGGUCUACUGACAGAGUAUUACAGUGGGAAAGGAUUGAUUGCCAAGGAAUUCCUCCAUCAUCAAAGGACAAACUUGGUGUCUGGGUAUAUAAAAACAAGUUGAUAUUUUUUGGAGGUUAUGGAUAUUUACCUGAAGAUAAAGUAUUGGGAACUUUUGAAUUUGAUGAAACAUCUUUUUGGAAUUCAAGCCACCCAAGAGGAUGGAAUGAUCAUGUACAUAUUUUAGACACUGAAACAUUUAUCUGGAGUCAGCCUAUCACUACUGGUAAAGCACCUUCACCUCGUGCUGCCCACGCCUGUGCAACUGUUGGAAACAAAGGCUUUGUGUUUGGAGGCAGAUAUCGAGAUGCUAGAAUGAAUGAUCUUCACUAUCUUAAUCUGGACACAUGGGAGUGGAAUGAAUUAUAUUGUAACUUAGCUGCUGUUUUCAGAAUUCCACAAGGCAUAUGCCCAGUUGGCCGAUCUUGGCACUCACUAACACCAGUUUCUUCAGACCAUCUCUUUCUCUUCGGAGGAUUUACCACUGAUAAACAGCCGCUAAGUGAUGCCUGGACUUACUGCAUCAGUAAAAAUGAAUGGAUACAGUUUAAUCAUCCCUAUACUGAAAAACCAAGAUUAUGGCAUACAGCUUGUGCCAGUGACGAAGGAGAAGUAAUUGUGUUUGGUGGGUGCGCCAAUAACCUCCUUGUCCAUCACAGAGCUGCACACAGUAAUGAAAUACUUAUAUUUUCAGUUCAACCAAAAUCUCUUGUAAGGCUAAGCUUAGAAGCAGUCAUUUGCUUUAAAGAAAUGUUAGCCAACUCGUGGAACUGCCUUCCAAAACACUUACUUCACAGUGUUAAUCAGAGGUUUGGUAGUAACAACACUUCUGGAUCUUAAGGCUUCAUAGAUAAUGCCUCUGAUCACCUUGCAUGGACAGCAAUUCUGUAAACAUCAGAGAGUGGCGUCGUUUGUACAAUUAUAUGCAUUGUUGUAGUUUGCAGCUUUUUGGUUUUAAUGUGCAUGUGAAUGGCCUAGAGAACCUAUUUUUGUGUCUAAAGUUUACAAUAAAUGUAUUUAACACCA
Callorhinus ursinus (northern fur seal) is the source of this 1756-nucleotide messenger RNA. NCBI's taxonomy places the organism in Eukaryota, Metazoa, Chordata, Mammalia, Carnivora, Otariidae. The record is from RefSeq and is a predicted model, not a curated record.